Messenger RNA from Paraglomus occultum, 579 nucleotides. NCBI's taxonomy places the organism in Eukaryota, Fungi, Glomeromycota, Glomeromycetes, Paraglomerales, Paraglomeraceae. The record is from the annotation of a GenBank genome assembly.
AUGAAAUCAACGUUGAUAAAACUUUUUCGUUGUACGCUUGUACUCGUCCUCAUCUUCUCAAUCGGUCAAUCGCCCGUCUCAUCUAAAUAUGUCUUUGACGGUAUCGAAUACGAAAAAGUUGGCGGACAAGUUCUUCAAAAACGCAACUCACCCAAACCAAAGCCAGUUGUAAGUAAAUGUCAGUGUACACAGGCUAUCGCAGAGUUUGAUUCGGAUGGCAUAGUCGGUUCGGUCCAGUUUGUACAGAAUCCCUGUGGCCAAACGACUUUGACUGGUACUUUUCUGAGCGGGUUCAAGAACACGGCAGCCGAUUACAAGUUCGAGAUUGUCAAUCCCAAGGCAGGAGAUUGCAAUGUUGGCCGCAAUGAAACUAUCGCAAACAUAACCCCGUUGAUCGACUUUAAGUUCUAUAAGGGUGGAUUAAAGACAUGGACAGCAACUACAUCAAACUUUAGUCUCAACUGUAACGAGAAAGGUGCCGGUCCAAAUGUGCUCAAUCAGCGUUUGUACAUAUAUGUAAAUGGUGACAGAACUGGUUCGGGUACAGUGAAAAAGAGAGGAGGAGGACAUCGACGAUAA